AUGGAAGUAGAACUUUCAAAGGGGAGCGUGAACAGGUACUGGAGGAGAAGGCGGUACCGGCGACUCGACGCUGCAAACAGAAAGAAUGUGCAGAUCGUUAGGUUCGGAGGGCCUCGCCGGAGGUCGUGGAAGAUCAAAAUCAUCCCCAAGUUGCGUUUGAUGAAGAGAGCCAUAUCCUCAGCCUCGCCCAUGAAGCUUUGGGCCAGGUUCAAGAACGCUUAUAUCAACAUGAUGCUUAAUCUGGCGGGAAACGUUGGGGCGCUGAACGACGGAAAUGUUUUCCGCGGGAAACGGAUUCCCACGGCUCGCCAAGUUCCUACCGCUCCUUAUUCCAACGAUGAAUUUGAGAAUCGGCUUGUUUUCGAGAUUUACAAGGCCUUGAUGGCUUCCAGAGAAUUGAGUCAAUUGACUACCACUACUGCUACUGCAUAG
Molecule: messenger RNA, 432 nt
Organism: Cornus florida
Lineage: Eukaryota; Viridiplantae; Streptophyta; Magnoliopsida; Cornales; Cornaceae
Exons: 1
Coding region: 1-432 (143 amino acids)
Source: RefSeq, a predicted model, not a curated record